AUGGCCCGCCACUUUGGCGACUCUGUGAGUCCCCUCCCAAGGACCGAGACAGCUAUGGGGACGAUGCGACCUUUCGCCGCAUUCAACCGUCCUGUCGUACCACGACAUAACCCGUACGUUGCUCCCGUCGGGCCCGGCCUUGCGCCGCCCGGUCCAUGCUCCUGUUGCUCACCACCGCCGCCAGUUACAUACGAAGAUCUCAAGGCGUUGAAGAAUGACUGGUUGACGGAUAACAACAUUGCUUUCUGGGAAGAAUACCUCGAACGCGAACUGCUUCCCAAGUACCCGCAAGCCCGCAUCAUCCUUUUGCGCCCCUCCAUGACGUUCCUCCUCAUGAAAGAACCCGAUAUGCGCGCCAUUCGAUCUGCGCUGCCUGACUUUUCCAAGGUCACCCACAUCUUCCUUCCAAUCAACGACGCUCGCAACGUUGCACAGGCUGAGGGCGGUUCGCACUGGUCCCUGCUCCUCGUAUCGGCUAUUGACGGUGUCGCGUUUCACUAUGAUUCUCUCGGCGGCGCGAACUAUCAGGAAGCCCGUCUUGCCACUCGCAAAAUGUCCGAGAUCCUCAAUCGCCCGUUGCGCUUCCUCAACCUCGAAGACUGCCCGCAACAGGAGAACGGCUCUGACUGUGGCGUCUUCGUCUGCAUCCUGAUGCGCCACCUGCUCGUCAAGCGGCUGCUCAGCGCUAAUGCCCGCGAGAAGGUCAGCAUGAGCAUGGGCAAUAAGAUGAUUGACAGCCACGGUGGCAGGAAGGAGAUGUUAAAGAUUAUCGAAAGUUUCCGUAAGGAAGGCGAGAGGAGACGAUCAAGAAGCGCAUCGCCUUAUUCGUCCAAGACACCGCCGCGAAUCGAGUAAUGAUCGAUAUUGGGCAUGGGAGGAGACAUAGCACCCCGGCCAACGUCAGCUGGAGUAUGACGACUGAACGGCAGCCAGAUCACUUGCUGUACAACAUGGCCAUUCGACGUCCUUCGACACAGGCUGAAGACUGUCGGUCGACUGAUGACGCAAGACCAGAGGCCCUUGUGACCAUGGUCAUUGUCCGCGGAAAACAAGGAACCCAGCUUGACCGUAGUCAGUGGCCUGUCUGGACCGCGCCAGCAGAGCGCGCUUCAUGUCAUACCACGAGGGCUGCAUUAUCAGAUGAACCAGCUAUAGCGGGACGAAUUAGGGGCGGGCGGGGAUUUGCGAAUGAGGAUACCUGGAUCCUUCUCGGAGGCGUUAACGGUUGUGCAAGUUGCUUUUGCGCGAGUGAGCGGAUGAGAAGAAACGACGACACGCAUGAGUAGUGAACAGCUGAUAUCUCGCAUUGUACUCAAUACAUGUCGAAUUGGGUA
Molecule: messenger RNA, 1334 nt
Organism: Verticillium dahliae VdLs.17
Lineage: Eukaryota; Fungi; Ascomycota; Sordariomycetes; Glomerellales; Plectosphaerellaceae
Product: NEDD8-specific protease
Exons: 6
Coding region: 1-855 (284 amino acids)
Biological process (GO): proteolysis
Molecular function (GO): deNEDDylase activity; cysteine-type peptidase activity
Source: RefSeq, a predicted model, not a curated record